AUGAAGCCAUUACCUGACAAUGUCAAGGUGGUAUAUUUUGCCAGUGACCUUAUGGAGCCCUAUGUUCAGAUUCUCACCGGAAAAGACCCAAAGCGCCGUUUAAGUCUAUGCAGCUCCGACUCAGAAACAGAAGAACAUGAGUACCGGGGGAACGCAAAAGACGUUCUCCCUGUUUUAAGUGACUAUAGCGAGAUCCUUGAUGACAGGCACCUGAUAAGUCUUGCAUCUCACAUGCCAGAAAGAACACAAGGCUAUCGAUGGCAACUGGUCUACAGCACUGCUGUCCAUGGGAGCAGCUUAAAGACACUCUACAGAAACAUGGUGGGUCUGGACAGUCCUGUGUUGCUGGUUGUUAAAGACAUGCAAAAAAAGGUUUUUGGAGCCUUUUCAUCUGAUCCGUUUCGAGUUAGCAAAUACUGCUACGGCACAGGGGAAACUUUUCUAUUCACCUUUAACCCUGACUUCCAGGCUUAUAAGUGGACUGGGGAGAAUUCUUACUUUGUAAGCGGAAACUUGGAGUCUCUUCAUCUUGGAGGGGGCGGGGGAGAAUUUGGGCUAUGGAUUGAUGCAGAUUUGUACCGAGGGUCGAGUUUUUCAUGCCCCACAUUCCACAAUGCUCCACUCUCUACACAGAAAGACUUCAUCAUACAAGAGCUUGAGGUCUGGACAGUACGAAACUGA
Messenger RNA from Nerophis lumbriciformis (worm pipefish), 681 nucleotides. The record is from RefSeq and is a predicted model, not a curated record. NCBI's taxonomy places the organism in Eukaryota, Metazoa, Chordata, Actinopteri, Syngnathiformes, Syngnathidae.